Messenger RNA from Sebastes umbrosus (honeycomb rockfish), 3107 nucleotides. It is a transcript of the gene ccdc85cb, whose product is annotated as coiled-coil domain containing 85C, b. The coding region runs from base 790 to 2025 and encodes 411 amino acids. The transcript is spliced from 7 exons. The record is from RefSeq and is a predicted model, not a curated record. NCBI's taxonomy places the organism in Eukaryota, Metazoa, Chordata, Actinopteri, Perciformes, Sebastidae. Gene Ontology annotation, cellular component: apical junction complex.
UUUUUUUUAUUUUUAUGAAUAAUGUGUUUUUAUCUGUCCUCGUCGUACUGUUGCUUUAAGAGGGCUGAGCCUUGUGGUGAGGCUUCACCGCACUAUUCAUCUACCUGCUGCUCCACUCCUCCUCCUCUCAGCUCCUCUCAGCUCCUCUCAGCUCCUCUCAGCUCGUCUUGAUUGGUCGUCUUGGCCGAAAUCCUCUUGAAUGAUUUCAAACCUCCCCGAGUCUGUUGGACAAGAAGAAGAAGAAGAAGAAGGAGGAGGAGGAGGAGGAGGGGUCCUCUGUUAAUCCCGAGCAGACUGAGUGGAGAGGCUUGAAUCCUCCGUGCAGCAGCAACACACCACCAGCUCAGCAAAGAGGCUUACAUCCGAGGAGAGGAGCGCUGCUGACGGUUAGACGCGUUCAAGUGCGCUUUUUGUGUCCGAGUUUACGCGACGUUUCACCUUUUAGCUCUUGUUCCCAUCGUUUGAAUGGAGGGACGUCCAGAGGACACGAUGGGACGCGGUGUACUGUGCUGACGGGACCAGGACCAGGACCAGGACCAGGACCAGGAGGAUCUGAUAAAGACAAUCAAUCGAUCUGUGUUUCCCUUAGUUACUGACGGAAUGUGAGUACCAACAGUUACUAUCAGGGUUACCAUAGCAGCACAUUAACAUCUUCUGUUUCAUUGAAGAGGAGGACACAACAAUACUUUCAUAUUUUUGGACAAUGUACUCUUAUUUGAACACUACUCUGCUUGCUUAACAUUAGUUUUGACAGUUAAUUUCAAGCCUUUAACACGAACUGAGUCAGUCAUGGCUAAAAACGCGUCCGAAGGAGCUUCGGAUGAGCUGAGCCAGCAGCUGCUGCCGGACGAGGAGAUGCUGCGGUGCAGCAAAGAGGAGCUGGUCCGCAGACUGAGGAGGGUCGACGGAGAGAAGAUGAACUUGAUGAUCGAGCACGGCAACAUGAUGAAGGACAUCAACCGGAGGCUGCAGGUGCACCUGCACGAGAUCCGCAGCCUGAAGGAGAUCAACCAGAAGCUGCAGGACGACAACCAUGAGCUGAGGGAGCUCUGCUGCUUCCUGGACGACGACCGGCAGAAGGGCAAGAAGCUGUCCCGGGAAUGGCAACGCUUCGGCCGCCACACUGCCAGCGCCAUGUGGAAGGAGGUGGGCAACUACAUGAUGAAGCUGAAGGAGCUGGAGGCCAACCAGGACACCGUGCUGAGGGAGAACUCUGAGCUGAAGGAGAUCAUCCUCAUGCUGGACGAGGAGAGGAACGGAGCAGGGUCCAGGAGCUCCAUAGACAGUCAGUCCAGUUUGACCAACCUCAAUGGGGGCACUGGGACAGUCAGGGAUGUUGGGGACGGGAGCAGUACCUCCAGCACUGGGAGCGCUGGCAGCCCAGAUCACCACAACCACAACCACAACCACAUACACAAGCCCGCCACAGAGAACGGUAAGCUGGGCACCACCAUGAGGAGGUCCAUGGAUGACCUGUCGGCGCCGCACCAUCACAGGAGCAUCCCCAAUGGACUCAAUGAUUCCCCCUCCAACUACAUCAGGCAGCUGGAGACUAAAGUGCGGAUCCUGGAGGACGAUAACAAUAAGCUUCUCACACAGGCUUAUAACCGGUAUAGUUUAUCACAAAUACCGACGAAAAAGUGUAACCCAGGUGACCUCCGUGCCCUGAGGAAGGGAAUGACCCUCUACCACUCAGAGUCCCAGCUGUCCUCGCUGCCCCAACGCCAGGACGCCAUGCACAAGGGUACCGGCCGUCUCCCAACCAGCGAGUCCUCUCCAGCCACAGGCUACCUGUCCUGCGUCCAGAAGCCUGAGGCCGUGGUGCACGCCAUGAAGGUGCUGGAGGUCCACGAGAACUUGGACAAGCAGGUUCCGGAGGACUACGAGGACGACCUCAGUGAGAAAGAGAAGGCCAUUGUGCGAGAGAUGUGCAACGUGGUGUGGAGAAAGCUGGGUGAUGCAGCAGGAUCAAAGCUGUCCAUCAGACAGCACCUCUCUGGGAACCAGUUCAAAGGGCCGCUGUAGCGCGGCAACCAGAGAGAAGAGAGAGAGAGAGAGAGAAAGAGAGAGAGAUCAGGAUUUACAGUACCUACACUCACCUGAAAACACCUCUUACUACCUGCGCCUACACAACCCAUCAUGCCGUGCUCCCUACUGCCUACAGCACCCAGCAUUCCUUCAGCAAAAACACUCUUGAGACUGGCUAAGAUUAGCUACUACAUGGACCUGUUAGUCUGUUAUUCACAUGCACAACUUUAACAUGUUUUUAACUCUCAGUUAUGAAGCGUCGACGACUGGCAGCUAGUUUCACUGAUUCGCCACUUUUCUUCGUUGAUCUCUCUCUGUAAACACUAUAAAACACGGUGCCUUCAAAUGAAAGUCGUGAGCUUGUGUUUACAACGAGUCGUGUUCAAGUGGUAACUUAAAUAAUAUGCAUUUCUUUCCUGCCCCUUACCUCGUAACAUCUCUAUGCUUUGCUCUAAUGCACCCAUAGAUCGGCGCAUCUCGUUGAUCCACACGUUUCUUGUGAGACUCACGUGAACUGUGUCGCUUCAUGUCGUAUUCCGCCCCUGUAUGAAACUGAAAAAUAACUGGCAAAUUUCACCAAAAACUCUGAGAAUCGCCUUCCACCGGCUUCUAAAUAGUUAUAAGUAGUUUCACAGUCUUUGUUGUAGCUGCUCUUCCUUCUUCUUUGUGCUAGUUUCCAUCAUAUUCCGCCUAAAUCUGCAUAGCUUGUGACUUUGCGGUGACUCGCAAUUUUCUCCGUCAGGCAUAGCGUUGCAGAGACGAUGAAAUGUUAACCUGCACUUGACCCCACGUGUGCGCAGUUUGACAGCAAACACAGCUCCGUGAUGACAGCCUUCCCUGCUUUUUUCACAGCCAUUUGAUAAAAGCCAGAUUUUUAAAAAGCAUCUAUCCUGCAUUGGUUUGACUUUUGAAAACUAGAGCCGAUGAAAAUGUGGGACUUUGUCUCAAUUUGUGGGACAAGGGAUAAAAAUGCUGUGCAGUCCCUCGUAAAGUGGAACACCUGGUCACCCUAUAAGCAACGGCAAUAUUAACGUUACUGUCGGCAUCUAGAAGCCACGGAGGCUAACAAUUUAGCAAGC